AUGCUUGUCGUUAUGCGCGGCGCUCGUCCCGCAGGUGGCAAGAAGGGAGCAGUGCGGUCGUGGGGAUUCACGGAGACGGAGCUACUGAGCGCGCAGGCCGGCGGCGAGGGGGACGGCGAGCUGGACGGCAAGGAGAGAGACGGCAUCGUGACGCGGCGGCUGCUCAUUGGUGCCGGCCUCGCUGUGCUCGCACUUCCUGUCGCUCUGUACGACAUUCCGCUCACAGUGGCCCCUCCCACCAAGCCUCUCUUCUUCUACGUCGUGCCACUUGUCCGCCUGCAAUUGGCUCUCCAGGCCAUCGUUUCACAAGCAGACUCGCUUGAUGUUGUGUCUCUGCGCUCGCAGCUGCGCUUUGCAGUGGGCACUGUCGACACCGUCAGGGAAAAUCUUGUUAGCACCACUGUCCUUCUAGAGGACAAGUCACAGCAGCCAGCAAAAGAACUCGCGUUUGAGAUCAUAGACUACCUGCAGCAGGUGUGUGUUCAGAAUCUCACUCUCACCUCCGCACUCCCUUACUGCGAUGCAAACUCACUCUUCCCAGACACCUAUCAAUCUUUUUACAGUGAAAGGCCCUCCCUCUCUAACCUUCAUUGGUUGUGUCCUAUGUUGCAUGCGUGCUCCUGA
Molecule: messenger RNA, 624 nt
Organism: Closterium sp. NIES-65
Lineage: Eukaryota; Viridiplantae; Streptophyta; Zygnematophyceae; Desmidiales; Closteriaceae
Source: the annotation of a GenBank genome assembly